Messenger RNA from Chinchilla lanigera (long-tailed chinchilla), 1038 nucleotides. It is a transcript of the gene Endog, whose product is annotated as endonuclease G. Gene Ontology annotation, molecular function: metal ion binding; single-stranded DNA endonuclease activity; RNA endonuclease activity. The record is from RefSeq and is a predicted model, not a curated record. Gene Ontology annotation, cellular component: nucleus; mitochondrial inner membrane. Gene Ontology annotation, biological process: apoptotic DNA fragmentation. Lineage: Eukaryota; Metazoa; Chordata; Mammalia; Rodentia; Chinchillidae.
UCCGAAGCCGAGGCCAUGGCGCCACGCCCCUUGUCCCGGGUCUUAGAAGGGCAAAGAAGGGGCGCAGGGACAGCCACGUGGGGGCGGUCCUUCCUCCGUGGGCUGUGGUUCCCGAGUCCGGGAGCGCAUUUGCGAGGGGACGGGAAACAGGGCAGCCUCUCCCGUCCCCCAGGCUCUGCCCCGCGGCGGGCCCGGCAGCGCGGCGCGGUUCCUUCAAGCCCCGCGGGCGCAGCGCGGGGUCCCUGUCCCGGCGGCGCCGGCCCGGGCUCCGGCGAGCUCGCCAAGUACGGGCUGCCCGGGGUGGCGCAGCUCAAGAGCCGGGAGUCCUACGUGCUGUGCUACGACCCGCGCACCCGCGGCGCGCUCUGGGUGGUCGAGCAGCUGCGGCCCGAGCGGCUCCGGGGCGGCGGUGACCGCGGCGCCUGCGACUUCCGCGAGGACGACUCGGUGCACGCGUACCACCGCGCCACCAACGCCGACUUCCGCGGCAGCGGCUUCGACCGCGGCCACCUCGCCGCCGCCGCCAACCACCGCUGGAGCCAGAAGGCCAUGGACGACACCUUCUACCUGAGCAACGUCGCGCCGCAGGUGCCGCACCUCAACCAGCAUGCCUGGAACAACCUGGAGAAGUACAGCCGCAGCCUGACGCGCAGCUACCAGAACGUCUACGUGUGCACUGGGCCGCUCUUCCUGCCUAGGACGGAGGCCGACGGGAAGUCCUACGUGAAGUACCAGGUCAUCGGCAGGAACCACGUGGCGGUGCCCACGCACUUCUUCAAGGUGCUGAUCCUGGAGGCGGCGGGCGGGCAGAUCGAGCUCCGCUCCUACGUGAUGCCCAAUGCGCCCGUGGACGAGGCGAUCCCGCUCGAGCGCUUCCUGGUGCCCAUUGAGAGCAUCGAACGGGCCUCGGGGCUGCUCUUUGUGCCCAACAUCCUGGCACGGGCGGGCAACGUCAAGGCCAUCACUGCCGGCAGCAAGGGAGGCGCAGGCCGAGACUGAGGGUGGGGCUGCAGCGCAUUAAAGGUGGUGAUUUUUGGA